Molecule: messenger RNA, 1959 nt
Organism: Naegleria fowleri
Lineage: Eukaryota; Heterolobosea; Eutetramitea; Acrasida; Naegleriidae
Exons: 3
Coding region: 1-1959 (652 amino acids)
Biological process (GO): cilium organization
Cellular component (GO): cilium
Source: RefSeq, a predicted model, not a curated record
AUGCACUCUAGCUUUUUCCUUAAUCAUCGAUCAUCACGUCCCAAGAGGGAUGAUAUAGAGGAGGACGAAAAUAUUUUGGUGGAGCUUUCAACCAAGGACGGAACAAGAAACGUAAUUGUUACAGGUGCACAGCAUGACAUCCGAAAUCAUGAGGAGGAGGAUCUCGGCAAAGAUAUUCACGUGGUUGAUUUUUCUCUGCCCCGAGAAGAAGGCAAUAUUUGUAAUACCCAAACUGAUCAACAUUUCCAAAAUUCAAUGUCACUUGAAGAAAUUACCAAACAACGAGAGUUGCAACAACAACGCUUGGAGGCAAUCGAGCGUGAUUACUUGCUUCUACGAGAGAGAAAUACUCUCACAGUUACUGCAGACACAUCCAGGAACGUUCAUUUGAAGAGCUCACUCUCUUCAUACAGAACGGUAAAGUUUAAUGACAUGAUAGAGAAUCAGGAGGAGCACAAGGAUACGACCAAAGUGGCUACUCAGGAUUUGACUCAAGUAGAACAAAGAGUUCAUGCUAUGAUAAAUGAAGUUAAAUUAGACGAUGACAACUCAAGCGUUAGCUCUGAGGAAGAAACAAAACCAGAUUACCAACACUUCUUCAACAAUCCUGAAAUCAACAAUGAGCAAUUAGACGAAGCAGAAGAAGGGAAAGAAUACAACUGGAAUGAUAUUAGUGACACAUUAACAGUAGUUUCUGAUGUCUCCGACUUUUAUCAGGACCUAAAAAACAGUAAUGAAGACAAAGCUGAAAAGAAAAAAAUCACUGUACCUUUACCCUUUUCAUUUGAAGAAAGAGAAUCUAUGAAACCAAAAGGCAUACAUCGAAGAAAAAUGGAAGAAUACAUCGGAAAGAUAAAAGCUGAAGAGGAGCACCAUUUAAACAAAAGAUUUAAGGCAAACCCAGUACCAAAGACAACCAAACAGGCAUUAUAUGAGUCAAUUAAGAUGAGGACUGAAUACCAAUUAAAACUACAAAAGAAAGCCCUCCAAGAGAUGACUAAAAGAAUAGCCAAACCAUUUUAUUUUGCUGAAAGGGACAAGUUAAGGUUAAAGGAAAUUGAAAAAGAGCGACUGCGAAAGAAGGAAUUCGAAAUUCAAGAACACACAAGGCAAUUUAAGGCGAAUCCAGUGCCAUCUCACACCUUUAAGCUUAUGUUCGCUUCAAAACUAGAGGCCGAAGCAAGAAAAAGAAAAAACAGAGUUAAAGAAAGAUCAGAAUAUCUGCUAAGAACUUCAUCACUACCGCCUCGAAUGGAAAUGUGGGAAAAGGUCGCUAAUAAUCAAGUGAAAAGCAAACCAAAAAAUCCAUUAGAUGACGAGCUCACGUUAGCUCCCAAGAUUAAUCACAACAUACCAGAUUUUGAAGCCAAACAGCGAGAAUUCCAAGAGCGCCUUUAUCUUGCCAAACGAACAAAAAAGCCAACAAGCCCAAAGCCGUUUCGACUCCAUAACUCGAUGAGCGAAAAAGAUUUGAAACGAAUUGCAGGAGAAAUAGGAAUAGAUGAUGAAUUUCUUUCGACAUACUCCACACUUGACCUCUCUAAGCGCGAAAGCCAACCAAAACGCCCUUCAUCUGCAGUACCCAAGUCCUCAAAAAAGCCUAUGGACACAUAUGCCAGCAAGCUGAGGAACGACCAAAUCAAAAAACAAAUUUCUGAGAGAGAAGAACGAAAGAAGCAACUUGAAAAUUUAAGGCAGGCGCAUGUAAAACAGCAAAAACAGAUUUCAAAGCAAGUAAUUCCAAAUGUUGAGCAAGAACCUUUUCGACAUUCAGUGCAAACCAAGAGCUCCAUUGCCAACGAAAAAAAAAGAGAAACACCCCAAUCUUCCUAUCAUACUCAACCCUAUCUCUUUGAAACCAGCUUGAAGAAAAAGGUGAGAGAGAAAGUAUUACAAGAUUUAAAACAAACACUGGAAGAAAAUGGAACAUCUUAUUUGUUGUCGUCAAUAAAGAUUUAA